CUCUCCGUCAGUUUUGUUUUGGUCGUGACGGUGGAAUUGCAAAAAAGCUGCAAGAUAAAUGCAAUUUAAGCAAUUUUGUGAUAUAAAAUAUAAGAAAUCGCCACUAGUUCUCCAUCAGCCAAGCCAUUGAGCGUAUACGAAAAUGUCCGAGGCAUCAAAUAUUCCAUAUCCUGCCGAUUUUCGCGACUCAGAAGAUGAUGAUCUUGAACUCUUUGACAGCUACUCCAAUCCUGAAUCGGAUUUUGAGGACACCUUGGAGAAUUCUGUGAUGAAAACACGGAUGAACCUGAAAAUGAGAAUUGUUCCGGACAAGACUCACACUGCCGGGCUGCAUGGGAAGCCUUUUGAUGCAUCCCUUGCACCAGAAAUCCAAGCUUGGUACGAUGAGUUCAAGCAGAUUUGGAAUCAAUACAAAAAGGGUCCUGUUGUGACGAAAUCCUUGGAGUUGUUUUACUCAUCCUGCGAUAAUCCUUUCCUAAUGAGCUUAAAGCUUUUUGCUGACUGCCCAAAUUUAUCAAAUAUCAAGCCAAAUAGUAUGCCAUAUGCUAUUCUGGAGGAGCUUCAAAAGUACAAAAAGAGCAAGAAUCUGAAUGUUUCAAACUACGUGGAUGACAAUCUCAAGAUGGUGACGUUUAAUUUGGUGAAGGGACAGGGGCAGCUGAAUCUCUUCAAAGUAGCCAAAGAGACGUUUGAGCUUGUGGAGAGUAAGCAAAUCUUCGUGGAGGAAGUUCGAAAGAUGACACGACAGGGGCAGUACAAGGAAGCGUGCCAAAUUGCAACGGAACUAGAGAUGUUUGAGGAGUUUGAUUUGUACGAAUUGGUACUGCCGCUACUGCUGCAGGAUAAGAUCACCGUUGUGGAGGAAUAUCUCAAUGGGGCUGUGCACCUGAGGAAACCACUUGUGGAACUUCUGGACUCCUUCCUGGACAAGAAGAUGUCCGUGUCGAAUAAUUGCGAAAAAGUGAUUGCAAAGUACAAUUAUCCUGAUGUGCGGUACAACAAAUUGGACACAAAACCAUUGACCAAGCUUAUUCAGAGACUAGCAAAGAUGUACGACAUGCCCAAAGAGUUGACGCCAAAUAUGAAUAAGCGACACAACUACGGGGCACUUCAGUUUCUCAUCCACAAAAGGUUCAUCGACAAGAGUCUCAACAAGGACUCUUGGCAGGAAAUGGUAAAAGUUACCGUGCCAAUGGAUGCUCCGGAUCUGCAGCUGGAGCUGGUGAAUGCGUGCUCAGACUUUGGUGAUACAUCCGAUGGUGCAAUGUGGGCAAAGUACUUCAAUGUUCCCCACAAUGAUCUUCCCAUAGAUGUGAGUGAAUUCGUAGCAGGUAAACCAUCAGCAUACCCACAGUAUCCACACCCAGAUGAUUGGGAUAAGGUGGAUCAAGGUCAGGGUGUGGCCUACCACAGACUCCGCAAAGACACGAAGAUCAUCCUCGUGGCAACACGCACCGAAUUCCGGGAGAUGAUUGAUUACCUGCGCGAGCAGAGUGUUGUGGGCUUCGAUGCGGAGUGGAAGCCAACAUUCCGUGCCAACAACGAGGUGGCACUCAUUCAACUGGCCACACGUACCCGCGUCUACCUGAUUGAUGUGAUUUGCCUGAGAGUACAAAGUGAGGACUGGACGCGUCUCGGGAGGCUUGUCUUCAACAACGACGAAGUCCUCAAGUUGGGCUUCUCGCCAGCCAAUGAUGUCUCCAUCCUCCAAAAAUCUCUGCCCACACUCAAUCUCCAUCCCGUUACUUCCGUUGCUGCUGGCUAUUUGGAUUUACAGGAGCUACGUCGACGUGUACUGCACAUCCCCAAGUUUCGCUUUCCCUUCAGCGGAGAACGGCAUGCCGGGAAGAUUCCCACGGGGGAGAAUCUCAGCAACCUCGUGUACCUCUGCCUGGGUAAGCAACUGGAUAAGUCCAAUCAGUUCUCCAACUGGGAGAAACGACCACUGCGUCAAGACCAAAUCAACUAUGCUGCCCUCGAUGCUUUCUGCCUCCUUGAGAUCUUCGACGUGCUCGAAGGUAUCCUCACACGGAUGGGCUACGACUUUGGGGAAUUCAUCAACAAUCUCCUCACAGAAUCACGCGGAAAGCGCGCAAACUCUGCCCGCAAGGCACAGUAAGAGAUCUCGCACGGAGGUUUUGAAAGAAAAAAAAUGUGUUCACACGUCUCGCCGUUCAUUGAGCAUUCUGGUGAUGAUUUGUUAAUAGAUGGGAGGGAAGAUGUGAAUGAAAUACGGAAGACGAUAACCAAGGUACAGAAUUUGUGAAGAUGAUGAUGAAAAAAAUUGGGAAUUUUGCCAACAUCGUUCAGCAACAUAAUUUGUGGUAUAUUAUAUUUUUUUGAGAUAAAAAAGAUGAAUAAUAAUUUACGUAUAGCUGCAUAAUAUAUUCUGAAGAUGUGUAGUUAUGUGCAGAAAUAUGUGUAAACAAUGAUGAAUUACAUUACACUGAAAUAUUAAACAUCUUAUGUUUAACAACAAA
This is a messenger RNA of Lutzomyia longipalpis, 2480 nucleotides long. RefSeq names its product exonuclease mut-7 homolog (gene Nbr). Gene Ontology annotation, biological process: nucleobase-containing compound metabolic process. The record is from RefSeq and is a predicted model, not a curated record. Lineage: Eukaryota; Metazoa; Arthropoda; Insecta; Diptera; Psychodidae. Gene Ontology annotation, molecular function: 3'-5' exonuclease activity; nucleic acid binding. The coding region runs from base 143 to 2119 and encodes 658 amino acids. The transcript has 5 exons.